This is a messenger RNA of Astyanax mexicanus (Mexican tetra), 7938 nucleotides long. RefSeq names its product amyloid beta (A4) precursor-like protein 1 (gene aplp1). The record is from RefSeq and is a predicted model, not a curated record. Gene Ontology annotation, molecular function: alpha-2C adrenergic receptor binding; alpha-2B adrenergic receptor binding; transition metal ion binding. Gene Ontology annotation, biological process: central nervous system development; axonogenesis. Bases 181 to 2358 code for a protein of 725 amino acids. Gene Ontology annotation, cellular component: plasma membrane; Golgi apparatus. The transcript is spliced from 17 exons. NCBI's taxonomy places the organism in Eukaryota, Metazoa, Chordata, Actinopteri, Characiformes, Acestrorhamphidae.
UUGGAGGCAGGCACCGAGCAGACAGACACGAAGCAGCAGCAGCAGCAGCAGCUCAGAUUAAUGCGCAGCAGAUCCUCCAGCACAGCUUCAGCUUCAGCUCCAGCACUCCACUAAACACCAGAGAGAACAGGAGGAAGAUCAGGAGGAAGAGACAGACAGACAGACAGACAGACAGACAGGAUGGGACAUAAAGACGCCUUCAUAUUACUGACUCUACUGUCCUGCUGCGCGUGGAGAGAUGCUGAGGCUCUGGCUAUGACCGAGGUGAAUGGUCCGGUAGGCGGGGCCCUGGUGGCCGAGCCUCAGAUUGCGAUGUUCUGUGGCCGUCAGCUCCUGCACAUGAACACCGAGACCGGGCAGUGGGAGCCGGACCCUCAGGGGCGCCAGGGCUGCUUCACCCAGCCUAGCAAAAUCCUCUCCUACUGCCAAGAGAUGUACCCAGGUCUGCAGAUCUCCCAUGUGGAAGAGGCCUCUGCUCCAGUGACGAUCCCGGCCUGGUGUAACAAAGGCUGGGGUUACUGCCAGAAACGCCAGUCCAUCGUCAUCCCCUACCGCUGUCUGGUUGGAGAGUAUGUCAGUGAGGCUCUCCUGGUUCCUGACCGCUGUCGAUUUUUGCAUCAGGAGCAGAUGGACUCCUGUGAGAGUUACAUCUACUGGCACAACAUCGCCAAAGAGGCAUGCACAGCAGACAGUCUGGAGCUGCAUAGUUACGGGUUGCUGUUGCCGUGUGGUAACCGUUUCCGAGGGGUGGAGUAUGUGUGCUGUCCGGGCAGGAGUGGUGCCGGUGGUCGUGGUGAGACAGAGGGAGUGGACACGCCCCAGGGAGCCACCCCACCUCUAGUGUCCCUGGCUGGAGAAAAAGAGGCCACGAGUGUGAAGGUGGUGCCCCCCACUCCCAGCCCUUCCCCUGAAACCGACAUAGAGGAGGACGACAUGGAGGAGGAAGAGGAAGCCGUGGAGGAGGAAGAGGAGGAAGAGGCAAAUGAAGAGGAGCAAGCUGAGGCAGAAGAGGAAGAGGAAGAAGAAGAAGAAGAUGAGGAGGAUGAAGAAGCAGCAGCUGUGGCAGCGAAGGACCCGGAGGAAUACGAAUAUUCCGUUGACUCCGGACCUUAUCAGACCACGGACUACAUGGAUAAUUUCUACUACGAGAAAUCCGGCAAAUCCCCAACGCAACAGCCCCUGACCCGCGGAGACAGCUUGCCCACUCCACGCCCUACAGAUGGAGUGGAUGUUUACUUUGAAAUGCCCAGCGAUGACAGCGAACAUGCCAGCUUCCUCCGUGCCAAGAUGGACCUGGAGGAACGAAGGAUGAAGCGUAUCAAUGAGAUCAUGAAGGAAUGGGCAGAAGCAGAUAACCAAUCCAAGAACCUACCCAAAUCUGACCGCCAGGCACUGAACGAGCAUUUCCAGGCGGUGCUGCAGACUCUGGAGGAGCAGGUUGCAGGUGAGAGGCAGCGAUUGGUUGAGACUCACCUGGCUCGCGUUGUGGCGACUCUGAAUAAUAACCGCAGACUGGCCCUGGAGAGCUACCUGAGCGCAGUACAGAGCGACCCCCCACAGCCGGAGCGUGUGCUGCAGGCCCUGAAGCGCUAUCUGGCUGCAGAGCAGAAGGACCGGAGACACACACUGCGGCACUACCAGCACAUCGAGUCUGCCGACCCUCAGAAAGCAGAACAGAUGAAGUUCCAGGUGUACACUCAUCUCCACGUGAUCGAGGAGAGGAUGAACCAGAGCUUGGCUCUGCUGUAUAAAGUCCCCGCCCUGGCUGAGGAACUCCGUGACGAGAUCCAGGAGUUAUUGAGGACGGAGAGAGGUGAUAUCAGUGAGUUGAUGACCACCUCGUUCUCUGAGACUCGCACCACAGAAGAGCUGCUGCCUGCAGAGAGUGAGGAAGAGAAGGAUGAUGAGGAGGAAGAGGAGAGGGCCUUCCAGAACCGGCCCUACCCACCACGCAUAGACCCUCAGCCAAGCAAUAAGAAAGUGUCUGCUGUGGAUGAGUAUGAUUACGCCACGUCUGAGAGACCUCCUACUUACGAGUACGAGGAGAAGAUCAACACCUCAGUGGAGCUGAAACAAGUGGUCUACAAGUCUCCAGGAAUCCAGAGAGAUGAACUGCAGCCAGACGUUCUGGAGACGUUUAACCGUGGAGCGAUGGUGGGGCUGCUGGUGGUUGCUGUGGCGAUCGCUAUGGUGAUGGUCAUCAGUUUACUGCUGGUCCGCCGUAAACCGUACGGCACUAUUAGCCACGGCAUCGUAGAGGUCGACCCCAUGCUGACCCCAGAGGAGCGGCAGCUCAGUAAGAUGCAGAACCACGGCUACGAGAACCCCACCUACAAAUUCUUUGAGCAAAUGAACUAAAGGAGCCACGAUCGUCCUGCAGCUACACCCCCUCGCUCACGUCCCGUUUACUAGCAGGGGUUCCAUACCAACCCUCCCCUCCCCGUAUACUGUAUGUACGUUUCCAUGACCGACGUUCAAAACGAUAAAAUCCAACAUGGCACGCAGAUAGGGAGUUUGCACUAAAACGUUACCGUUAACCCAAACACGCAUCUCUCUCCACACACCAGGAGAGACGUCUAAUAAGCCAAUCGGGGAGUAAAUAUAUAAAUAUAUACAGUCAGUAUAUAAGUGUGCGUGUGUGUAUAAGCGUGUGUAAAUUAUUAUUCAUAUUAUUAUCAUUUGUUUUUUUUAUUUGUAAGGAUUCUGAAAUCAUUAAACGCACUCUGAAGGCUUCUUACACCCGAUAUAUUCCAUACAGUCAUCCAGAAGCACUGAAACUGUGAAGCUGUUUCAUAAUUUCAGCUGAGCAGAGUCUAAAAUUAAAAUUAUUCAUAGCAUUUUUUAUUUCGUUGAAUUUUUUUUCAUUUGAAAACUGUGAUAGGGAUGAAAUUCUAUAUAUUUUUUAUUUUUUAUUCAUGCAAAUCUGUUUGUGAGCAUUAACGUAGCCCCCAAAACGUACAAAAAAAAGGUACGUACAACUUAAAAAACUGUAUUUUUACGCGCUCUCUCCGUCUCAGUGCAUAAGUGAGAACGGAUAGGUUAGUGGUCUUUGGGUGGGGAGAACCAUCUCUCAGCCAUUUCUCACUCUGGUUGCUUUGUUCACUUGUUGAAAAAAAUAAAAUAAAAAAGAGAAAAAAUAUAUACAAAUAUAUAUAAAAAAAAAAGAACCCAGUCAUCGCUCCGAAAACAUAAAAAAAAAAACAUAUCGCAAUCUUAAUCGAUUAGUGCUGAAGUUAUCAAUUUUUUAUUGAUUAUCCUCAUUUAUUGUACCGCUUCUUAGGAAAAAAAAAAAAAAGAAAAAAGUAAAAAAGGAGUAAUCUGCAGUCCAUUAAAGUUCAAGUUAAAGUUAAAGAAGAAGAGCAUGCUGAAAUUUGGUGUAUGAUGCUAUAAACGUACUUGUGUUGUUCCUGUUUUUUGCUUUUGGAUGGACUUAAAAAUGUCACAGUUAGACGAAAAACGUGUACAUAACUGAAAAGGUAACUAGAGAAACUAGACGUUUUUAUUCGUUAAUUUGUACCGAUGCGAUGUGUGGCGUAUCAAACUUUAAAGAUGACUUUGUGCUGCUCACACACACACACAGAGAGAGAGAGAGAGAGAGAGAGAGAAUAAAAAAAGACUAAAAAAAUAAAUAAAUAAAUACAAUUUCCUAACAUGGCUGAAUGAAAACGGACUGUUGUAUAAACCAGCACAAGACAACGACACAGGUACCUUUGACUGAAUGUAUCUUUAGGUAGACUUCGACUCCAUCAGCUUCUUAUUUUCCGGGCCGCGCGCGUGGUCUGCUAGUACUCGGUAGUGAGUAGUUUAGUUGGACUUUGCUAGGCUGUCUGUUUCACAUCCGGUAGUUCUGAAGCGUCGCUGAGUGGUGAUCUCUUUCCAGAGGAGUUUCGUAAGAAGGAACAUGGCGGCGUUCGCUCCGGUCCGAGGACUCGCUGUGGGGACCGUUUCUGAUGCGCGGCGACCGAUAGCCGAAUUUCUUCGAUAGCCGAGGUUUACGUUUACGUCGUCUGUUGUUCACCAUUUCGAUGCUAGCUCACGAUAGCGAGAUAUGUCGGUGUCUUUGCUGUGGUGAAACUGCUUUAAAAAGAAACAAAGAAAAAGAAACAAAAAGGAAAAAAAAAAAAAAAAACGAAACAAAAAAAAAUAACAACACUACACCGAAUGUUAGCUUGUUAGCUUGGAAAAACAAAAGGAACAUCUUAGCUUAGCAACUUAGCUUUCGGAAAUAAAAAACGUUCUCGUUUCUUUUGUCGCGAGACUCGGCUGACAUUCCUUUUCCUUCCUCCCUUCCCGAAAAAUAGUGGCAAAGAAGCUGAAAACUGAAACCAAAACCGUUUUAUUAUCACUACCUUCUAUCUUUUGUGACUAGCACUCUAUCUUUUUUCUAUCUUUCAUCCGCUAAAUACAGCUAAACUGUAACAGAUAUACCACAGAGAUUCGAAAAGAACUGAGAUUUGAGUCAUUUUCAAGCUGAUUUCUCAACAUUUUAAGACGUUUAUUGGACAGUUUGCUUGGUAAACAUUUAAAUAGGUCAUGGUAAGGGUUUCUACCUUUUGUGACUAGCAAUUUUUUUUGUCCGCUAAGCUAAAUGAGAACAUUUGAGAUUUGUGGAAUUUUCAACCUAAUUUCUUAAUAUUUUAAGAACUCCAACUGUUAGUUUGGGGAAAUUUGAAAAGGUCAGAAAAUGACUAGAAAUCAUAAUAAUUUCAAUGGUUUCUCCAAUUUUUUUCAUCCGCUAAACUAAAAUGUAACAGAUACUCCAUUGCAAAUAAAGAUGAUUUGAGAUUUGUGGAAUUUUCAACCUGGUUUCUCAAUAUUUCAAGAAGUUUCUUGUCCAGUGUUUGAUGAAAACCAACAGUUACUUUGAUAAAAUUUGAAAUGUUUAGAAAAUGAUUAGAAAUCGUAUAAAUUUCAAGGGUUUCUACCAUUUCUUUCAUCUGUGAAGUUAAACUAUAAUUGGUAUACCACAGCAAAUUGUGUAGAUUUGGUAUUUGUGGAAUUUUCAACCUGAUUACUUCAUAUUUUAAGAAGUUUUUUGGCCACUUUUUGAUAAAACCCAACAGUUUGCUUGUUAAACAUUUAAAUAGGUCAGAAAAUGCCUAGAAAUUGUAAUAAUUUUAUUGGUUUCUACCAUUUCUGACUAGCACUUUUUUGUCAUCCGCUAAGCUAAACUGUAAUAGAUGUUCCCAAUUAAAAAAGCCAAUCGAAAAUUAUUUGAGAUUUAUCUAAUUUUCCACCUGAUUUCUCAAUAUUCUGACAGUUUUCUUCUUUAAAACUUUAAAACGAUCAGAAAAAUAGAAGCCAAUGACGAUUCUCUUAAAAUUUGCUCCUUUACACCUUUUUUUUUUUCAAUUUAUCACAAUAAAGGGUUGCUAAAAUAACUGUUUGGCAACCACAAUCAACCACGGGCUAAAGGAACACCAAAUAGAAAUUAGUUUGAAUUUUUUUGCUUAUCGUCAAAAACUGUUAUUGUAAAAUCUUUCCAAAUGUCAGUAAUGGAUCAAAACAGGUCCUACUAAGUUUUAGGACACACAGGUUGAUUAUUUGACACAUUUACCUAUUUAAAAAAUAUUGUUCUACUUUCGCACCAAUUUACACGGACCUGGCAGCGCUAUAGUAACGUAGACGACAUCCUCCUCCCCCUGUAAACACUGUACAGACUACUUUAGUGUAGGAUGCAGUAGGUUAGCGACAUUCUCACGUCACAUUCUCAGUAGUUUAUUGGCCUCUUACGUAUUAAACUAUUAAAUGCAUAGAACAGUAAAACAAAAAAAAACUGCUCGUUUAGCCCCAAAGACUCACGCGUCAGUCCGCACUUCAUCUGAAGGAUGCUAGUCGAGGCGUGAAGCACAUUUAUAAGGCGCACGUUUCACCUAACGUUUCCUUUCUACGAGUUCUAAAUCCUCGUCGUAAGUCCUUACCGAGGCAUCCACAGAUUAGCUUGUUCUGUGCUGUUCACCAUGCGCUGUAAAUCUGUCUGAGUCAUUAGUAGGAAUAGUACGGUAUAUUCUUGUCUGCAUUAAGAUUUAUGAAUGUUCGUUGCAUCGCCUUGGUAGAUUUACAGUAUCUUAUGAAUGUGUUUCGAUUAAUCCUAAAUUAGGAUCCUUGACGUAAAGCGUGGCACUGAUUCCUCUCUUCCUUUUACUUUACUGAUUCUAAUUUUUGAUUUCCGUUUUUUUAUUUAUUUUUAUCUCAGCAUUGAGCCGAUUUAGAGCAGUGUACUCUAUAUAUAUAUAUAUAUAUAUAUAUAUAUUGAGCUGCAAGUUCAAAGUAAACUUCUCAAGAUGACCCCCAAAAAAACCCGCCCCCUGAUCCCGCCCCCAUCGCACACCUCCUCCUUCUCCUCCCCUUUCUGCCCCCGAACCCAAUGGAAAUGUAAACAGUGUACUGAAGAUUUAAUUGCUGCAUUAUUGCCUUUUUCAACGCUGUGUUUUGGAUGUAAUUAUAUAUGUAUUUUUUAUUUAUAAGUCAUUCUCAAAUUGGACUUCGGGUCAUGCUUCUCAAAAUUGGUGCUGUUCGCAUUGGUUUCCGUUCAUAUCCGAGUUGAGGAAAUGAGGAAAUGAGGAAAUCUUGUUAUUAGUCGAUUAGUGAAAUUAAGUAGUUUAAGUGAUUUAACUGGGCUAUGAAACUUAUAAAGCACAAUCGCAUUCCAAAAAAAUUGUUUCAUUCUCAUCUACGUAUGUAAAAAAAGUGAAAGGCUCACCGAUUUCUCAACGUAUUCCUAAAUCAAAACUUCCUAAACGUUUUUUCAGUAAGCCAAAAGAAUGGGAUGGCAUGUCGAGGCAGGAGUUACACUAAAAUCUGAAUGCAGUACUGAAUGCAGUACUUAAUAAGCCCCCGUUUCAAUGGCAGAACUGUGGCAGGUGUGAUGAAACCCAUUAUUAAAAUAAAAAAAUUAAAAACAUCACGCAGCGUUCGUACAUCAUAUUAAGAUUCCGUAAUGCAUUAAAUAAUAAUAAUAAUAAUCCGGAAACAGCAAGAAAAAGCUGGUAACACUUUCUUUGAACGUCAUCUCUAUAAGACUCUAUAAACAUACUCAUAACACAUUAUAAUGCAUUCAUAAGGCAUUAUAAACAUGGCUAUACAUAUUUAUAAAAAUGUAUAAUUCAUUAUAGCAAUGUUUAUUAUGCAUCAUGAACUGUGAUUAUAAUGCAUUAAUAGCUGGAGUGUUUAUAACAUGUUAUACAUCAAUACCAAGACACUCAGUCCCUGCUUGCAGACUUUAUCAUCACUAAAAAAGCUUCCAACUUAUAAACAGACCCUCAAUAAUCCUAUAAAUAUAUUUUUAACCACUCAUGAAUUAUUAUUGUCUUGAAUAUAAUAUUAUUUUUGUCUAUUAUAAUGUAUUAUAACAGGUCUUUGUGCGCUCUAAGUAAAGUGCCAGACUUUCUCACUCAUUGUAGGACUAGAUUAUUAAAGAUAGAGAUAUACUAUUUUAACAUAUAUAUUUUAAGCACAGCUUAAAAUGUAUUAUGAUCACAGGUCAUAAUGCUUAACAAACAUGUCUAUAAUGGGUUAUGCAUUAUUAUAAACAUUUACAGCCAUGUUUAUAAUGCCUUAUAAAUGCAUUAUAAUAUGUUAUGAAUGUGGUUAUAGCGUCUAAUAAAGAUGACGUUCAUAGAAAGUGUUACCAAAAAGCUGCUUUCAUUCGAAGCGUUUGGUGAACCUGUGCUCUAAAGGGUGGAUGUAAAGAUUCUGCCAGUGCUUUAGUUGUGAUUCAAGAUUAUCGUGAAUGAAACGCAGAAAAUAAGCUGUACGUUUUCCAACGUUUUAGAGUUUCGCCAAAGAAAGAGGUGUUCACUGGAAGGUCCAGGUGGAAGGCUGUGUUCCGGUUGGAGUUUAAUUGGGAUGCAUUGUAAAGAGCAAGCGAUCUGAGAAGUGGUUUGGCUGAUUGUACUUUCAUUAAAAUGUUAAUAAAAUUACAAAUGACCCACAAAA